This is a messenger RNA of Coregonus sp. 'balchen', 21041 nucleotides long. The record is from the annotation of a GenBank genome assembly. Lineage: Eukaryota; Metazoa; Chordata; Actinopteri; Salmoniformes; Salmonidae.
AUGUGUAUCUAUGGAGAUGACACUGUGGUGCCCUGUGCUCAUUGCAGUGUGUGUGUACAGGUGACACUGCGACAUGGUCCUGGUCCCAGGUGUUGGGCUGAGAAGACACACACUGAGCGGAGGCUGUUGGUCCUAGUGUGUGCACUGUCUGUUGCCUUGUUCUUCUCGCUCAUCACUGUCGGGAUCUUCUACAAAGAGAGUGAGUGACUGAGAUUAUUAAGCCUGAUUUGGCUAAAUAAUCCUGAGAAGAGAAUUGACCAAACACAACCUAGGGUUGCUCCUUCAUGUUCAUAUAAUCUGCCAAGAUUUUCUAAGGUACAAAUCUUUACUGUACCGUCUGUAUUUUCUCAGCUCAGUAUUAAUUUCCUUGUUUUUUGAAAAGGGAACCAAAUGCCACUUCCUCAUAUUCAACCACCUAUCAGCCCACACGACAAAUCACUGUCGUCUGUUAUGUGCUUUUACUAGACCAUUCACCUUUCCACUCCUUUUAUUCAGCUAUAAUUUUAAUCAUUGAUUAAAAAACUAAACUUAUUGUCCUAAAAAAACAGCCUUAAACAUGAGACAGAAUGAGAAUGCACUAACUAGACUUUGGGUUAUGAAUUGUUAUCCCUCUAAAAAUAUAAACAUGUUUUCCACAUCCUUUCCCAAAAUAACACAAAGGGAGUUGCCAAAUGCCCCUGGGCUGUCCCUCAGCUUUUGCAACUAGUCCCAAAUUCCAGAGAACUUUCUAACAAAAUUGUUAUCCAUCACCUUUCAGUCCAGUGAAAGGGAAAGAAUACUCAGUGAGCUCAGUUUACACUCCUGCUUCCACAGCCAGUUAAAUAUAUGCCAAUCACGUCAAAGCCAACAAAUGCCCAUCUUAGAAUGGCAGCAACGGACAAUGGCCUGCUGAGAAUUUUCCCCAACCGUGCUGCGGCAUUGUCCAUGAGUGAGGGAACCCAGAGAGAGGGGCCUGGCUGGGUGAUUGAUACCCUGCACCUGUGGAGCACAUUCAGGUGUGACAGGUACAGUGCAUUCGGAAAGUAUUCAGACCCCUUAUUCUAAAAUGGAUUAAAUAAAUAAAAAUCCUCAAUCUACACACAAUACCCCAUAAUGACAAAGUGAAAACACGUUUGUAGAAAUGUUUGCAAAUGUAUAGAAAAAAUAAAUAUAAAAAAUACCUUAUUUACAUAAGUAUUCAGACCCUUUGCUAUGAGACUCGAAAUUGAGCUCAGGUGCACCCUGUUUCCAUUGAUCAUUCUUAAGAUGUUUCUACAACUUGAUUGGAGUCCACCUGUGGUAAAUUCAAUUGAUUGGACAUGAUUUGGAAAGGCACACACCCACAACCGUCUAUAUAAGGUCCCACAGUUGACAGUGCAUGUCAGAGCAUAAACCAAGCCAUGAGGUCAAAGGAAUUGUCCGUAGAGCUCUGAGACAGGAUUGUGUCGAGGCACAGAUCUGGGGAAGGGAACCAAAAACUUUCUGCAGCAUUGAAGGUCUCCAAGAACACAGUGGCCUCCAUCAUUCUUAAAUCCAAGAAGUUUGGAACCACCAAGACUCUUCCUAGAUCUGACCGCCCGGCCAAACCGAGCAAUCGGGGGAGAAGGGCCUUGGUCAGGGAGGUGACCAAGAACCAUCUGGAGAUGGGAGAACCUUCCAGAAGGACAACCAUCUCUGCAGUACUUCACCAAUCAGGCCUUUAUGGUAGAGUGGCCAGAUGUAAGCCACUCCUCAGUAAGAGGCACAUGACAGCCAGCUUGGAGUUUGCCAAAAGGCACCUGAAGGACUCUGACCAUGAGAAACAAGAUUCUCUAAUCUGAUGAAACCAAGAUUGAACUCUUUGGCCUGAAUGCCAAGCGUCACAUCUGGAGGAGACCUGGCACCAUCCCUACGGUGAAGCAUGGUGGUGGCAGCAUCAUUCUGUGGGGAUGUUUUUCAGCGGCAGGGACUGGGAGACUAGUCAGGAUCGAGGGAAAGCUGAACGGAGCAAAGUACAGAGAGACGCUUGAUGAAAACCUGCUCCAGAGCACUCAGGAGCUCAGACUGGGAGAAGGUUCACCUUCCAACAGGACAACGACCUAAGCACACAGCCAAGACAACGCAGGAGUGGCUUCGGGACAAGUCUCUGAAUGUCUUUGAGUGGCCCAGCCAGAGCCUGAACUUGAACCUGAUUGAACAUCUCUGGAGAGACCUGAAAAUAGCUGUGCAGCGACGCUCCCCAUCCAACCUGACAGAGCUUGAGAGGAUCUGCAGAUACGAAUGGGAGAAAUUCCCCAAAUACAGGUGUGCCAAGCUUGUAGCAUCAUACCCAAGAAGACUCGAGGCUGUAAUCGCUGCUUAAGGUGCUUCAACAAAGUACUGAGUAAAGGGUCUGAAUACAAACCGUGCCAAUAUAUCCUCCAAACACCAGCUUCGAGGGCAAUAUCAUUUUUAUACAACGGGUUACCAACAUAUUCAAAUAAUAAUUUACAUAUUUUCAUUAAUGUUAUUUUGAUAACUUUAUUCAUACUAUUUGAACCUUCCACAAGAUAUAGUCCCGACACAAAUCUAGGGUUGCUACCCAAGCCGGCUGGUCGUUCGUUCUAUCGGUUCGGUUGCCAGAGACACAACCUUUUUGUUCUGUAUCCAGUCGUUCUUUCUAAAUGUUCCAUUGCCAUACUGGCUGACAAUGUUCUUAUCCCUUGCUUGCUAGCUAGCCAACUACAGCUAACUUAGUCACGUCAAACAUUGCAGCCAGAAUAACAACAAAGUAGCUGCAUUUGUGUUUGUUUAAGCUGUGUUCUAUUGACAUUUAUUUGGAUAUAUCCAUAACAAUGAGCUAAUGAUGUGUGAUUUCGCGUGGCGUAGAAAAUGUGCUCUCUCGUCAGGACACUGUUGUUCAGAGGAGCUAGCCAACAACACAGCUAACACAAUCACUUCAAACAAAGCUGUAAAGACAGCAAACUAGCUGCACUUCGUUUGACCUGUUUUCUAUUGAUAGUUCUUUGUAUAUAUCCGUAAAUAUGAUGCCGAUUCAUGAUUUCGACUGGCUGAGAAAAGCUGCCUGCCUUUCUGUUUCAUCCCAACUCCCGACACGUUCAUUACUAUGGGACAGCUGGAGAUCGAAUUUGAAUAUUGAAACAAUGUUGCAAAUGUCGGAGAGACAGACAAAUCUCCGCUGUUGAAAACUAAAUGUUAGUCUAAAAGAAAUGUGAGAAUGUCUAGAUGCUUUUUAUAGUGGCGAUCAAAUUUAUAAAUUGCCUUGCUGGGCUGAUGAGACAGUGGAUUGCGCAGUCAGAUGGAACAGAGUAAAUAUGCAUUUCCAGGGGCGCAACUUUCACUGGGGAUGGGGGGGGGACAUGUCCCCCCCCACCCCCACACACACAUUUUGAAAUGGCAUUUUUGUCCCCCCCAGUUUUAACAUUUCAAUGUGAUACAAAACAAUGCAACGGUGUGCUUUAGGACCAUGUGGACGCCUCCGAGCAGUCGGGUAGGAUGUUUGGAGUGUUUAUCCAACUGAAAAAAUGUACACUACCGUUCAAAAGUUUGGGGGUCACUUAGAAAUGUCCUUGUUUUCGAAGGAAAAGCAAUUUUUUGGACCAUUACAAUAACAUCAAAUUGAUCAGAAAUACAGUGUAAACACUGUUAAUGUUGUAAAUGGCUAUUGUAGCUGGAAACGGCUGAUUUCUAAUGGAAUAUCUACAUAGGCCCAUUAUCAGCAACAUUUACAUUUACAUUUUAGUCAUUUAGCAGACGCUCUUAUCCAGAGCAACCAUCGGUCCUGUGUUCCAAUGGCACGUUGUGUUUGCUAAUCCAAGUUUAUCAUUUUAAAAAGGCUAAUUGAUCAUUAGAAAACCCUUUUGCAAUUAUGUUAGCACAGCUGAAAACUGUUGUGCUGAUUAAAGAAGCAAUACAACUGGCCUUCUUGAGACUAGUUGAGUAUCUGGAGCAUCAGCAAUUGUGGGUUCGAUUACAGGAUUAAAAUGUCCAGAAACAAAUAACUUUCUUCUGAAACUCGUCAGUCUAUUCUUGUUCUGAGAAAUGAAGGCUAUUCCAUGUGAGAAAUUGCUAAGAAACUGAAGAUCUUGUACAACGCUGUGUACUAGAGAACAGCGCAAACUGGCUCUAACCAGAAGAGAAAGAGGAGUGGGAGGCCCCAGUGCACAACUGAGCAAGAGGACAAAUACAUUAGUGUCUAGUUUGAGAAACAGACGCCUCACAGGUCCUCAACUGGCAGCUUCAUUAAAUAGUACCCGCAAAACACCAGUCUCAACGUCAACAGUGAAGAGGCGACUCCGGGAUGCUGACCUUCUAGGCAGAGUUGCAAAGAAAAAGCCAUAUCUCAGACUGGCCAAUAAAAAGAAAAGAUUAAGAUGGGCAAAAGAACACAGGCACUGGACAGAGGAAGAUUGGAAAAAAGUGUUGUGGACAGACUAAUCGAAGUUUGAGGUGUUCGGAUCACAAAGAAGAACAUUUGUGAGACGCAGACCAAAUGAAAAGAUGCUGGAGGAGUGCUUGAUGCUAUCUGUCAAGCAUGGUGGAGGAAAUGUGAUGGUCUGGGGGUGCUUUGGUGGUGGUAAAGUGGGAGAUUUGUACAGGGUAAAAGGGAUCUUGAAGAAGGAAGGCUAUCACUCCAUUUUGUGGAUGGCGCUUGAUUGGAGUCAAUUUCCUCCUACAACAGGACAAUGACCCAAAGCACAGCUCCAAAUUAUGCAAUAACUAUUUAGGGAAGAAGCAGUCAGUUGGUAUUCUGUCUAUAAUGGAGUGGCCAGCACAGUCACCGGAUCUCAACCCUAUUGAGAUGCUGUGGGAGCAGCAUGACCGUAUGGUACGUAAGAAGUGCCCAUCAAGCCAAUCCAACUUGUGGGAGGUGCUUCAGGAAGCAUGGGGCGAAAUCUCUUCAGAUUACCUCAACAAAUUGACAACUAGAAUGCCAAAGAUCUGCAAGGCUGUAAUUGCUGCAAAUGGAGGAUUCUUUGAUGAAAGCAAAGUUUGAAGGACAAUUAUUAUUUCUAUUAAAAAUCAUUAUUUCUAACCUUGUCAAUGACUACAUUUUCUAUGCAUUUUGCGAUAUUUCCUAUUCAAACUCAUUUGAUGUAUGUUUUCAUGUAAAACAAGGACAUUUCUAAGUGACCCCAAACUUUUGAACGGUAGUGUAUGUCCCCCCCACUUCUAAAACCAAAGUUGCGCCCCUGGGCAUUUCAACAUCAUAGAUUUAGCAGGUGGUAACUUGUGGAAUAGACAUUGGUUGGAAUGCGGUUUUAACCCAUCAGCAUUCAGGUUUAGAUCCACCCGUUGUAUAAAGUGGGACAAUGACUGACAGUGACCUCGUCUGUGACACAACCUCUCGAGGGGCAGCCCUUCUCUCCUCUAUGGAAACUCCAUCUAUCUAUUUUUCACUGUUUAUUUCAAGAGCUUAGAGAGAGAAGUUAUUUUUCUGAGGUUAUGUUUUGGCAGUUACCUGUAGAAAACAAUGGUUUCCAGAUGGUCUGAAAACACCCAUGCGCGUUUUCGAUCUCAUUAUAUAUUUUGGAUGAUUUAUUUAAAGGCCCUGAAAUAUACUAGCUGUUUAAGCAAAGAGAUAGUGUUGUCCAACUGUUGAGGCUAAAGUAGCAGUGUCUGUAAAAUAUAUUAUAUACAGUAUGUUUAGCUGCUUGUCCCACUCCCUGUUGGCAGCUCACCCUGGCAUGUGUCGGACGGAGCCAUGCGUUACUGUGGCCAGUGCUGUGAUGGGAGCCAUGGACCGCUCUGUGGACCCCUGCCAUGACUUCUACAACUUUGCCUGUGGGGGAUGGGUGAGGAACAACCCCCUCCCUGAGGGAAAGUCCCGAUGGGGUCCCUUCAGCAACCUAUGGGAGCGCAACAUGGCCGUCAUGAAGCACCUGCUAGGUAAGGUUCCUCCUUAGGGGAUAGGGAGUCCUUAGCUGCCCCUCUCUCCCUAAACAACCUAGAGAAAUACAAGCAAAAAGUUAUGGCCUAAACUAAAAGUAGAGCAUGCGUGAUUUAUUUUAGAAUGCAUUGUUGGGCGGGUUGUUUGCUUUGACAUCUCGCUCAAUUAGAAAGAGUCUCUUUUUGCAUUUUAUUGCUGGCACUGUAGUAACACAAAACAAAAAUUGUGUCAUUCACUUUUUUCUAGCUAAUUUCAAUUGGAAGAGGUAGCUUAGGGUUGAGGCUUUACCAUACAUGCUAAAUUAGACCAAUUUAUCCACUUAUGGAAACAACCUCGCUAUAAGCAAAGAUGAUUGGCGAUAUGAACUAUCCUGCUAGCAUACAGUUACUGCUCUGCCUGUCCCGUCCUUUCCACCUGCCUCGCUCUGCUUGCUCCGCUCACCCGCUUCUGGUGAGUUUAGGCUUUAUUGCCUCACUGUUCUUUCUACAGGUGUGUUAUAGUUACGUUCCCCAGCAAGAAAACCAAACAUUUCGCUCAAACCGAAGGGGGAACUAACAAAGAGUCACUGACCAACAACCAAAAUGAAACCGGUGGGUUUCUGAAAAACACUCAUGGGGGUGUCCACUGAAAGUUGACUAGCAACAACAACUGGGACCUAAAAGACACCCACCAGGAGCGCCCACUACAUUUGCCCAAAAAGAGGCUAACAAAGAAAAACCCACACCAAACGUAAAGACAGGAACCAAACCAAAAAGUUGAGCAAAAUGAACAGGGAAGAUCAGAUAAAGGAUUGUUUGUCUAGAAAUCAAAAUAUUGAGCACCAACUAAAGGUGAUGACCCUCCACAUGUCUCAAGACAACUGGAGCACUGGGCCAGUCACUCUUAAAUAGCACCUGGGCCAGCACUGGUGAAACACCUUCCCACUAACGAGAUGGCAACCAGCACAGGUGUAGCACAUACUGACUAACGAGGUGUCACCAAUCUGUGCGCCCUACGUGCUAAAGAGCUAUACGGGCUGAAGUCCAACCUCAAAACAUAAAUGGAAAAACGAAAGCCAGUAACAGUUAUCCUUUCAUUGUUAUGUAAGAGAAGUUUGGAGAAGACUUAACUGUAAAACAUGUUGUGUUUGGCAGAGAACACCACCAUGAAGGGGCUGAGCAAGGCUGAGGAGAAGGCCCAGAGGUAUUACAAGGCCUGUAUGAAUGAGACUAAGAUCGAGGAGUUAGGGGCUCAGCCUCUACAGGAGCUCAUCAAUCAGGUGAGUUCUCUCCUCAAGAGGCAUCCUCAUCUAGUCGUCUGACAUGGCCCUAUGUAGCUAUAAUGUCACGUUUGAUGUGCUAAUAGAUGUGUAACGUAUUCUUUAUGACAUACAGUAAAUGUGAAUAGUUACAUACAUUUUUUUUUUUUUCAUUUAUCCUUGAUGUAUCCAUUGCCCUGAUAUUAAGGAUCACAACCUCUCAGGUUUUAAGUGAGCCUCUCUCUGAAGGAGAUCAUACAUUUUAUUUUUCAGAUGGGAGGAUGGGCCCUAACUGGCUCCUGGGACAACAACAAUUUCCAGGAGAUUCUACGCACUGUGUCAGCCAACUACCACUGCUCCCCCUUCUUCACUGUGUUUGUCAGCACAGACUCCAAGAGCUCCAACAGCAAUAUUAUCCAGGUGAGAGGAGAGCCAGUGGCCCCAGUGGCUCCAGGCUCAGACAGUGGCCCCAGGCCCAGACAGUGGCUCUAGGCCCAGCUACUCCCACAGGCCUUCUCCUAACUUAUUUAGCUUUUGAUUUACAUUCCUAUUUACAUUUGGUAGAACAUUAAUCAAACAUCACUUAUCCCCAGAUCUGCUCAGAGAGGAUUUACAGUGGGGAAAAAAAGAUUUUAGUCAGCCACCAAUUGUGCAAGUUCUCCCACUUAAAAAGAUGAGAGAGGCCUGUAAUUUUCAUCAUAGGUACACGUCAACUAUGACAGACAAAAUGAGAAAAAAAAUCCAGAAAAUCACAUUGUAGAAUUUUUAAUGAAUUUAUUUGCAAAUUAUGGUGGAAAAUAAGUAUUUGGUCAAUAACAAAAGUUUCUCAAUACUUUGUUAUAUACCCUUUGUUGGCAAUGACACAGGUCAAACGUUUUCUGUAAGUCUUCACAAGGUUUUCACACACUGUUGCUGGUAUUUUGGCCCAUUCAUCCAUGCAGAUCUCCUCUAGAGCAGUGAUGUUUUGGGGCUGUCGCUGGGCAACACAGACUUUCAACUCCCUCCAAAGAUUUUCUAUGGGGUUGAGAUCUGGAAACUGGCUAGGCCACUCCAGGACCUUGAAAUGCUUCUUACGAAGCCACUCCUUCGUUGCCCGGGCGGUGGGUUUGGGAUCAUUGUCAUGCUGAAAGACCCAGCCACGUUUCAUCUUCAAUGCCCUUGCUGAUGGAAGGAGGUUUUCACUCAAAAUCUCACGAUACAUGGCCCCAUUCAUUCUUUCCUUUACACGGAUCAGUCGUCCUGGUCCCUUUGCAGAAAAACAGCCCCAAAGCAUGAUGUUUCCACCCCCAUGCUUCACAGUAGGUAUGGUGUUCUUUGGAUGCAACUCAGCAUUCUUUGUCCUCCAAACACGACGAGUUGAGUUUUUACCAAAAAGUUCUAUUUUGGUUUCAUCUGACCAUAUGACAUUCUCCCAAUCCUCUUCUGGAUCAUCCAAAUGCACUCUAGCAAACUUCAGACGGGCCUGGACAUGUACUGGCUUAAGCAGGGGGACACGUCUGACACUGCAGGAUUUGAGUCCCUGGCGGCGUAGUGUGUUACUGAUGGUAGGCUUUGUUACUUUGGUCCCAGCUCUCUGCAGGUCAUUCACUAGGUCCCCCGUGUGGUUCUGGGAUUUUUGCUCACCAUUCUUGUGAUCAUUUUGACCCCACGGGGUGAGAUCUUGCGUGGAGCCCCAGAUCGAGGGAGAUUAUCAGUGGUCUUGUAUGUCUUCCAUUUACUAAUAAUUGCUCCCACAGUUGAUUUCUUCAAACCAAGCUGCUUACCUAUUGCAGAUUCAGUUUUUCCAGCCUGGUGCAGGUCUACAAUUUUGUUUCUGGUUUCCUUUGACAGCUCUUUGGUCUUGGCCAUAGUGGAGUUUGGAGUGUGACUGUUUGAGGUUGUGGACAGGUGUCUUUUAUACUGAUAACAAGUUCAAACAGAUGCCAUUAAUACAGGUAACGAGUGGAGGACAGAGGAGCCUCUUAAAGAAGAAGUUACAGGUCUGUGAGAGCCAGAAAUCUUGCUUGUUUGUAUGUGACCAAAUACUUAUUUUCCACCAUAAUUUGCAAAUAAAUUCAUUAAAAAUCUUACAAUUUGAUUUUCUGGAUUUUUUCUCUCUCCAUUUGUCUGUCAUAGUUGACAUGUACCUAUGAUGAAAAUUACAGGCCUCUCUCAUCUUUUUAAGUGGGAGAACUUGCACAAUUGGUGGCUGACUAAAUAAAAAAAUUCCCCACUGUACAUGCACAUUUACAUGCUCUUUCUUGUAAAGGAGAUGUUAGAAAUUGUAUGGUUAAUCGAAGCUGCAGUAUACUGUAGAUCCUUUAAUACUAUACUGUCAAAGCAACAGUGGGGACACAGGCUCACUUUGCUCAGAGCGCUGAAAUGUUUCAAUGGGGUGUGAGCUGGUAGUCAUGUGCUGUUCCUCUUACCCUACUGUACAGGUGGAUCAAUCCGGGCUGGGGCUCCCCUCUCGCGAUUAUUACCUCAACAAAACUGCCAAUGCAAAGGUACUGACAGGCGGCUGCACUAUGGCUCUAAGGGUUUAACUGGGUGAAUGGGCUUAAAAAUUGCAAAAAUUGUAGCAUGAUGAAAGACAGGGUAAGGGAGGACUUAAAAUAGAUCCGUGCCUUGAUACAGAGGCCAGAUUAAAUUAGGAAAUUAACUUUAUAAAUUGGCACACUAUACUGAGAAACUUAUCUCGCUAGAUAUUUAUGUUUCAGUAGCUAGGUUUCCAUCCAAUUGGCGACAGAUUUUCAGGUGAAUAUUCUAAAAUGUACAUAAAAAUAAUAUGUUAAUUUUCCCACCAGAGAUGUGUUUCCAUCAAAUUGACUUGUUGCUGAUAAAAGGCUAUGCGUGACGAUGUAGUGCACAUAAAAAUAACUUAUGCGGUUACAUUCCAUGUACCGAAUUUAAAAAAAACAACAAGUUAAAUGGGUUUCCAUCGUAUUUUCAACUCUACUGAUGGUUUUGUCACUACAAAUGUUAUAUAGCGAAUGUCUUGACACAUGCAUUCUAGUCAACAGCUCGCAGAUACAGUGCGAGUAUAGCCUAAAUCAGGGGUAUUCAACUCUUACCCUACGAGUUCCGGAGCCUGCUGGUAUUCUGUUCUACCUGAUAAUGAAUUGCACCACCUGGUGUCCCAGGUCUUAAAUCAGUCCCUGGUUAGAGGGGAACAAUGAAAAAACGCAGUGGAACUGGCUUCGAGGUCCAGAGUUCAGUUUGAGAGGCCUACAUGAUGAGAUAAUUAUGGACAAAAGAGCGAGAUUAUUUUUAUUGGUCAAACGGCAGCCAAGAAUUGAUCAUCCUGUCACUAGAAUAAGGAGCAUCAAGCUCAUCACUGUGCACUUUCACCACCCUGUGAAGUUCAUCGUAACUUAUUUAAUCUGUAGCCUAAUAAACAGCAUGCGUUCCCGAGUCGUAGUGGAAGGACCACACAACUUAUCAUUGCGUGACUCAACGUUUACUUCGAUAUGAUGGUUAUUAUAUCAAUAUUUGGUUUUGUCUACAUUUUUUUUGUCGACAAAUUUGCUGUUUCCAUCAGGCCUGUUGUGAAAAUUUUUUUAUCCGACAUGUACUUUACUGGCAUAAAAAGGUUGGAUGGAAACCUGGUUAGUAGUAAUAGAAAACAACCAAAGGGGCAGUAUAAAACCCUACAGUAUCCCACUUGAACAGAAAAUGAAGAAAUAAUAGAGAAAGAAUGUAUAGCUCAAGGGAUAACGCUCUGCUUGUAAUAGUCAGUAUUUUCCUAGUGCUGGAUUGUGUUUUUAAUUGAAUUUAACCAACAUCUCUCCCUCUGUGCUGACUACAUGGUCUUGGCAGUAUCUGAAUGCAUACCUAGACUUCCUGGUGGAGUUAGGGGUCCUGUUGGGGGGCUCACAGGAGACGUCCAGAUCGCUGAUGCAGGAGAUUGUGGACUUUGAGACCACCCUGGCCAACAUCACCGUACCCCAGGAGGAGAGGAGGGACGAGGAGCUAAUCUACCAUAAGAUCCAGGCAAAGGAUCUGCCGGUCAGUACCAGCCCAACUUGCGUCUCUCUGUCCCUUCAGCUGAUCCAAACAUCAACACCAUGUCCACCUGCAGUAUCACCAGAUACAAACAUACAGUAGAUUGAACUGUCUCAAUCAACAAGUGUAUUUAAUUUGCAUAGAUUGCAUUUUUGGAUUAACAGUGCCUUCUCCUACAGUGAGGGAAAAAAGUAUUUGAUCCCCUGCUGAUUUUGUACGUUUGCCCACUGACAAAGAAAUUAUCAGUCUAUAAUUUUAAUGGUAGGUUUAUUUGAACAGUGAGAGACAGAAUAACAACAAAAAAAUCCAGAAAAACGCAUGUCAAAAAUGUUAUAAAUUGAUAUGCAUUUUAAUGAGGGAAAUAAGUAUUUGACCCCCUCUCAAUCAGAAAGAUUUCUGGCUCCCAGGUGUCUUUUAUACAGGUAACGAGCUGAGAUUAGGAGCACACUCUUAAAGGGAGUGCUCCUAAUCUCAGUUUGUUACCUGUAUAAAAGACACCUGUCCACAGAAGCAAUCAAUCAAUCAGAUUCCAAACUCUCCACCAUGGCCAAGACCAAAGAGCUCUCCAAGGAUGUCAGGGACAAGAUUGUAGACCUACACAAGGCUGGAAUGGGCUACAAGACCAUAGCCAAGCAGCUUGGUGAGAAGGUGACAACAGAUGGUGCGAUUAUUCGCAAAUGGAAGAAACACAAAAGAACUGGGGCUCCAUGCAAGAUCUCACCUCGUGGAGUUGCAAUGAUCAUGAGAACGGUGAGGAAUCAGCCCAGAACUACACGGGAAGAUCUUGUCAAUGAUCUCAAGGCAGCUGGGACCAUAGUCACCAAGAAAACAAUUGGUAACACACUACGCUGUGAAGGACUGAAAUCCUGCAGUGCCCGCAAGUUCCCCCUGCUCAAGAAAGCACAUAUACAGGCCCGUCUGAAGUUUGCCAAUGAACAUCUGAAUGAUUCAGAGGAGAACUGGGUGAAAGUGUUGUGGUCAGAUGAGACCAAAAUCGAGCUCUUUGGCAUCAACUAAACUCGCCGUGUUUGGAGGAGGAGGAAUGCUGCCUAUGACCCCAAGAACACCAUCCCUACCGUCAAACAUGGAGGUGGAAACAUUAUGCUUUGGAGGUGUUUUUCUGCUAAGGGGACAGGACAACUUCACUGCAUCAAAGGGACGAUGGAUGGGGCCAUGUACCGUCAAAUCUUGGGUGAGAACCUCCUUCCCUCAGCCAGGGCAUUGAAAAUGGGUCGUGGAUGGGUAUUCCAGCAUGACAAUGACCCAAAACACACGACCAAGGCAACAAAGGAGUGGCUCAAGAAGAAGCACAUUAAGGUCCUGGAGUGGCCUAGCCAGUCUCCAGACCUUAAUCCCAUAGAACAUCUGUGGAGGGAGCUGAAGGUUCGAGUUGCCAAACGUCAGCCUCAAAACCUUAAUGACUUGGAGAAGAUCUGCAAAGAGGAGUGGGACAAAAUCCCUCCUGAGAUGUGUGCAAACCUGUUGGCCAACUACAAGAAACGUCUGACCUCUGUGAUUGCCAACAAGGGUUUUGCCAACAAGUACUAAGUCAUGUUUUGCAGAGGGGUCAAAUACUUAUUUCCCUCAUUAAAAUGUAAAUCAAUUUACAACAUUUUUGACAUACAUUUUUCUUGAUUUGUUUGUUGUUAUUCUGUCUCUCAUUGUUCAAAUAAACCUACCAUUAAAAUUAUAGACUGAUCAUGUCUUUGUCAGUGGGCAAACGUACAAAAUCAGCAGGGGAUCAAAUACUUUUUUCCCUCACUGUAGGUCUUUCUUUCUACUUUCUGUUCAUACCUGCUGAUUAAAAAAAGCAAAAAAAUACAAAUCUGAUGGAAGUGCACGAGUAGAUGUUGACAGUAUCAUUGUUUCUGUGUGUGUCUGUAGACCUUGGCUCCUGCGGUGGACUGGAUGCCCUACCUCACGGAUGUGUUUGCUCCUGUUCCCCUAAAUGACUCGGAGCCUGUGGUGGUGUACGCCAAGGACUACCUCCAGAAGGUCUCUGACCUCAUUGCAAGCACUAACAAGAGGUUAGAAUCACUUCCUAUCCCUUCCUUCCACUCAUGAUUCAUAUUAAAAUUCUGAUGGACAGCACUUUGUAAUUAAGGUAACCAUUGGGGUGAUAUGGUUUAUGCAAGAUUUCGGAGAGUGAUAUGAUAUGAGCAGCACAGGGGACAUCAUAAAACGUUAUGCAAACUACAUAUAGAAUAUAACCUUUUGCUUCCUUUCCUGAAAUGUUAAUGCGAUGAAUGGUGUAAUUAUUUAAUCUACUCCUACCUGAGCAGUGUCCUGAACAACUACAUGAUCAUGAAGGUGGUGAGGAAGAUGGUGUCCAUCCUGGACAAGAAGUUCCAGGAUGCUGAGCAACGCUUCUUUGAAGUCAUGUACGGAACCAAGAAGGUGAGAGAGAGAUGGAGAUAGCGUCAGGGCUGUAAACUGGCAGGGAAAUUGGCAACAGACCUACAUAUAAGGGUACUCAAGGGGGACCGGCUUUUCCUGCUGCCUCAGUCAGAGGUAAAGCUAUAUUUGCUUAUAGCACAGAUAAAAAUAAAUUAGUGGCUGAAACUAUGUGCCUAUAAAGUAAACUGUAAACAGAAAUUGGCAUAGAUAAAACUUAAUGAGAUGUGCACUUGUCAGUGGCGUUAAAGGGGAACUUAAAGGGACACUUUGGGAUUUUGGCAGAGGCCUUUUAUCUACUUCUCCAGAGUCUCUUUGUCCAGUAUGAAGAAAGUUUGAGGUAAUUUUGUGAGCCAAUGCCAACUAGUGUUAGCGCAAUGACUGGAAGUCUGUGGGUAUCUACUAGCAACGCUAGUUAGCAAUUGCACUAGUUAGCAACUUCCUUCAAAUAAAAAAAUAAAAAAUGGUAUCCACGAGUUCAUCUGACUCUGGAGAAGUAGUUAAAGGGCCUCUGCCAAAAUCCCAAAGUGUCCCUUUAAUUAAACAAGGAGCUGAUAAGAAAUACUUUAGCUGAGUCACUGUCAUCAUUAGGCACAUACAGUGGGGAAAAAAGUAUUUAGUCAGCCACCAAUUGUGCAAGUUCUCCCACUUAAAAAGAUGAGAGAGGCCUGUAAUUUUCAUCAUAGGUACACGUCAACUAUGACAGACAAAAUGAGAAAAACAUUUCCAGAAAAUCACAUUGUAGGAUUUUUUAUGUAUCUAUUUGCAAAAACCAAGCUGCAUAACCAUAUUGCAGAUUCAGUCUUCCCAGCUGGUGCAGGUCAAAGUUUUUCUGGUGUCCUUUGAACAGCUCUUUGGUUCUUGGCCAUAGUGGAGUUUGGAGUGUGAUGUUUGAGGUGUGCAGGUGAUUUAUACUGAUACAAGUCUCAAACAGUGCCUUAUACUAACGGGUGGAGGACAGAGGACCUCUAAGAAUAAGUUGAAGUCUUGAGAUCUGUUAGACCUGCCAGGCGUGGGAGAUCUGUAAUCUGCAAUAGUACGCAGCUGGUUUGAAAUUCAAUGUUGGAGCAUGAUUGGAAGGAGGACUACAAACCACUGAUACAUCCCCUCGAUCUGGGGCUCCACGCAAGAUCCCAACCAUGGAGUUCAAAAUGUCACAGAGACGGUGAGCAACAAUCCCAGAAACACACGGGGACCUAAUGAAUGACCUGCAGAGAGCUUGGGACAGUCAAAGUACACAAAGCCUACCAUCAGUAACACACUACGCCGCCAGGGACUCAAAUCCUGCAGUGCCAGACGUGUCCCCCUGCUUAAGCCAGUACAUGUCCAGGCCCGUCUGAAGUUUGCUAGAGUGCAUUUGGAUGAUCCAGAAGAGGAUUGGGAGAAUGUCAUAUGGUCAGAUGAAACCAAAAUAGAACUUUUUGGUAAAAACUCAACUCGUCGUGUUUGGAGGACAAAGAAUGCUGAGUUGCAUCCAAAGAACACCAUACCUACUGUGAAGUAUGGGGGUGGAAACAUCAUGCUUUGGGGCUGUUUUUCUGCAAAGGGACCAGGACGACUGAUCCGUGUAAAGGAAAGAAUGAAUGGGGCCAUGUAUCGUGAGAUUUUGAGUGAAAACCUCAUCAGCAAGGGCAUUGAAGAUGAAACGUGGCAGGGUCUUUCAACAUGACAAUGAUCCCAAACACACCGCCCGGGCAACGAAGGAGUGGCUUCGUAAGAAGCAUUUCAAGGUCCUGGAGUGGCCUAGCCAGUCUCCAGAUCUCAACCCCAUUGAAAAUCUUUGGAGAGAGUUGAAAGUCUGUGUUGCCCAGCGACAGCCCCAAAACAUCACUGCUCUAGAGGAGAUCUGCAUGGAGGAAUGGGCCAAAAUGCCAGCAACAGUGUGUGAAAACCUUGUGAAGACUUACAGAAAACGUAAUUGCCAACAAAGGGUAUAUAACAAAGUAUUGAGAAACUUUUGUUAUUGACCAAAUACUUAUUUUCCACCAUAAUUUGCAAAUAAAUUCAUAAAAAAUCCUACAAUGUGAUUUUCUGGAGAAAAAAAAUCUCAAUUUGUCUGUCAUAGUUGACCUGUACCUAUGAUAAAAAAUGACAGGCCUCUCUCAUCUUUUUAAGUGGGAGAACUUGCACAAUUGGUGGCUGACUAAAUACUUUUUUCCCCCACUGUAUCUGAGAAAGAUCCUGUUCCCCUGGCCUUGCUUUCCUCUGGGGUCACACUGUCAAAACAUACCAAGAGCUUUCUCAUCCUGGGGAGUUUGUGUGUGUGUUUAUGCACGUGUGUGUGCACCAGUGGCGGUCAGUGCCGUUUAUGAUGAGGGAGGACUAUUUUUUAUUUUCAUAAGCAUGGCCUUAUUUCUAUUACAGCAUGUUGGAUGACUGUCAUACAUAUUCCAUUCACCCAGUUCAAUGUAACAUUGAUAGGUUUAGGCUACUACAUGAUACUCAAAUUUUCCCUAUACCCAUCAUGAGUUUGCUACAACCUAGCCUAUAAAUGAAAGAUUACAACGUAGGUGCACACAGGUCGAGAGAAAAUGUUGAGAUGACAGACAGUGAACACAUGGACAGACAGUGACACAUUCAAAAGCGCCUUGCACACUCUUGCCUGCAUCUAGCUUAUCUAGGGUGUAAUGAUUAGUCCAACAGUUGCAAACAAGAGUUUCUAUUGGACAAAUUCAGGUAUUUUUAUCCCUGUUUCGUUUGCUUCCGUUUUAAGAAAAACAUUUCAACAGAAUCGGCAGAAUGAAUUCACCGCUGAUCACGCAUAAACACAGUUCCUCCUCUAUGCACUCUCCUCCUCUCACCUUUUCCCUUCGUUUGUGGACUUCAAUGAACAACACAUCAGCUGUAUGUGUUUGGAAAAAACCUUUCCAAACUAUGUCAUAACCGCUUACACACAGCCUACAUCAUUGUCCCCAUAUUAGCUAAGGUAACGUCCUAGUCAACACAGGUAAUAGAACUAAUGUAUUAGUAAACCCGCUACAAUCAAACAAUAACGUUAGUGUAUAGUCAGUAAGCAGUUACACCGGUGAGCCCCGGUGGCAAUAACUUAAUCAAUCCAAAAGCUUACCUUGACUUGGAAGAGUUCCAGUGUUGUGUUGGAUACAUUUACAUUUUAGUCAUUUAGCAGACACUCUUAUCCAGAGCGACUUACAGUUAGUGAGUGCAUACAUUUUUCAUACUAGCCCCCCAUGGGAAUCGAACCCACAACCCUGGCGUUGCAAGCGCCAUGCUCUACCAACUGAGCUACAGCUAGCUAACAUAGCAUCCCUCUGUUUGAUUUGGGUGUUUGAGUAACUAAUCUAGCCAGCUGCAUUUGCUAGCUAAGUAAGUGAAACUGAAACUGAAAAAAAAUGACACUCUCUCCCUCUUUCUUGCUUCUCCUUCAUUUUUGAAUUAAUUAAUCUGCUGAAAACUGUUCAACUAUUGUCUUUCUCUCUCUUUGAGUCAACUACUCACCACAUGCACUGCACUGCUAGCUAGCUGUAGCUUAUGCUUUCAGUACUACAUUCAUUCUCUGAUCCUUUGAUUGGGUGGACAACAUGUCAAUUCAUGCUGCAAGGGCUCUGAUAGGUUGGAGGACGUCCUCCGGAAGUUGUUAUAAUUACUGUGUAAGUCUAUGGAAGGGGGUGAGAACCAAUAGCCUCCUAGGUUUUGUAUUGAAGUCAAUGUACCAAGAGGAGGACGGAAGCUAGCUGUCCUCCAGCUACACCAUGGUGCUACCUUACAGAGUGCUGUUGAGGCUACUGUAGACCUUCAUUGCAAAACCGUGUGUUUAAUCAAUUAUUUGGUGGCGUGAAUAUAUUUAGUAUAGUUUUAUCUAAAAAUAAUGUUUUUCAAUGUUUUACCAUUUUUAUUUUUAUGAAAUUCACUGAGGAGGAUGGUCCUCCCCUUCCUCCUUUGAGGAGCCUCCACUGGUGUGCACAAUUCCUGAAAGCCUCUACACAACACUUUUAGCACCUCUCCCUUUCUACCCCCCACUCACUGUGUCAAUGUUUCCCCUGUCUCUACUCCUAUCUCUCGUUCUCUCACUCACCUGUUUCCACUCUGUUGACCUCUCCCUUUCCCCCUUUCCUCUGUCUGCAUAGUCUUAGUUUGGAUUCUAAUAUUCCCAGUAGUCGAGAGGAAGUUGGGGACGAUAGGGCUGUCCUGUUGUUGCCAAUCUCUGAGAGUCUUACAAAAACAACAGUCAGCCCUUUUAAAGGGGAACAUGCUGUCUCCCUACAUACUCUGAUAAAGGCUUCACCUCCAAGGCAUAGCCAUGGAUUCCAAGGAAAUAUUUUUUAGGUCAUGGAUUCCAAGGAAAUAUUUUUUAGGUCAUGGAUUCCAAGGAAAUAUUUUUUCUUCAAAAGCAACACUGUACUACUUAUUUCAUGCUUGAGGGGCAUUUUAAAAUCUAAUACAGUUACAGACUGGGUUGAUAUCAUGCAGUGUUUUCAAGUAUUUGUAUAGGUUUGGUAUAGUCUGAGAGACAGUGCUAUCUUGUGUGUAGGUGAUGUCAGUGUUUUUGUGUAUAGGUGGUUUGGUGUCAUAGUUCUCAUGUGUUUGGUGUGAUGUUUCAGAGCUGCACCCCACGCUGGAAGCUGUGCGUCAGCGACACAGACAGUGCCCUCGGCUUUGCUCUCGGGGCCCUCUUUGUCAAAGCCACCUUCGCUAAGGACAGCAAGGCCAUUGUAAGUGUUUCAAGGUAUCGCCCACGCAUGCACUACCUACCUCCACUGUGAGCUGCCACUGGGUGAGAUUCUGACAAGCCUUUCCUUUUCCCUGUCUGUCUAUCAGGCAGAAGAUAUGGUCUCUGAGAUCAAAUGGGCAUUUGAGGACAGCCUGAAGUAUGUGGACUGGAUGGACCAGGGGACCAAAAAGGCAGCCAAAGAGAAGGUGGGAGAGAUGGGUUGCUUUGACUAAGUUGUAGAAAGAUGUUUUCCACUACUGGGGAAAGGAACUUGUCAUUACACAGACUAGCAACUCCGGAAAAGUUUAUUCCCUUGUAACUAACAUAAGGUAUGUUGCAGCAAUAGCAUUUCCAUUGUAUUCCAUAAGAGAUUGCCAGACAGGACACAGAAAGCAUAGUCCUUAUUGCUUUAUCGUACUGCUCGUGAAACAGUAACUCUGCAGUGCCAUCUGGUGUUAGCAUCUGUCUCAAUUCACCUCAUCUGCUCUGUUAUAGGCUGAUGCCAUUUACAACAUGGUUGGAUAUCCAAAAUUCAUAAUGGACCCCAAGGAGCUUGACAAAGUGUUCAAUGAUGUAGGUAAAUAUGUGAUUACAUUGAAUAUGCAUACUUCUAUAUUAUGAAGUCCAUGUCUCAUCAUAUGUUGAUAAAAAGACCCAACUCAUUUAUGUUAUUUUAUUGUAAGACACCCUGGUUCUGAGGGUUGCCAAAUUUACAGUAUCUCCUGUUUGCAUUGCUUGUGUGUAAACCUCUUUCUCUCCCUAACCUGAUUCCCCUCUUUCUCAGUUUGAGGUGGUGUCUGACCUGUAUUUUCAAAAUGUCAUGCAGUACUACAACUUCUCUGCCAGAGUGACUGCGGACCAGCUAAGGAAAACCCCCAACAGAGACCAGUGAGUGUCUAUAACCCCCCCCGUUGCUCGCCUCUCUAGGGAGGAGGUCAAAUGCUCUGACAGGUACAAAUUCCCAUUCUGCUGACUCUAUGGAAUACUACUGGCAUCCAGAAACGUUCCCCGGCAGCCAAUUUCCCUCAGCUGAACUGAUAUUUUUCUCUCAAUACAUAGUAUAAGAGAGCAGUUUAGGGUUCUCAUGCUUUCACACUGAUCUCUAGUCAACAGCCUAGCUAAGGGGAUAGGGGAGAGUCAACGACUGGUUGCCACCCUGAUCUCAGGCUUUUGUUCCCUGUCUGUCUUAUAUCCUUUGUCUUGCAUACACAGGUGGAGCAUGACCCCUCCUACAGUAAAUGCAUACUAUAAUCCCACCAAGAAUGAGAUGGUGCUCCCUGCAGGAAUCCUUCAAGCUCCUUUCUAUAGCCGCUCAUGGCCAAAGUAGGUCCCUCUUCCCUUUUCAGUUCCCUAAUACCUCCCCAUCUCAGGCAAAAUUACAAGUACACCACAUUUGUGUGUGUGCCUGCGUGAAUUGUAUACAGUAUGUGUGUGGUGUCUCCUUGAGUGCCUUCACAUAGCCCAGAAUGUAAUUGCUUUGUUAUAAAAUGCUUUUAUUUACUUGAAAGGAUUUUGUUGAACUGUUAAAUACAUUUCCAGGGCCCUGAACUUUGGGGGGAUUGGUGUAGUUAUGGGACAUGAGUUGACACAUGCUUUUGAUGACCAAGGUAAGACUUUGUAUUUUCAUAUACGUUGUAGUGUCUUAACUCUUGUUACUUUAUAUGGGAGACUCAGAAUAAAAGGAUGUGAAUAUAGAAGUUUUGCUACAAACUAAAAGACUCAUUUUAGAACUAUAGCUAGGCUGUACACUUACAGUACCUGGCAGGGGAGACACCUUGAUCAUGAAGGAGGUACACACAGGGUGAGGCUCGGCCCUCGAAUUCCCCAGAUGUGGGAAUCUCUACUGCAUAAUUUGUGGUAGUGGGGGACUAUGUCCGCACUCCCCCCCCCCCAAAAAAAAUAAUGUAUUAUUAUUAUAGGCUGUAAUUUCUGUGAGUUGUAAGCAUCACACCAAUCAAACAUAUGGCACAUUAUGAUUUCAAAUGAGGUCUCCCUUUCUGAAGCAUAUUUGGCUUUAUGUUAAAGGGAGGGAGUACGACAAGGAUGGGAACCUCCGCUCCUGGUGGAAGAACUCGUCUGUCGAGGCCUUUAAGAAGCAGACCCAGUGUAUGGUGGAGCAGUACAGUAACUACAGCAUCAACAAGGAACCCCUCAAUGGAAAACAAACCUUAGGAGAGAACAUAGCUGACAAUGGUGGCCUGAAGGCUGCCUACAAGGUUUGUAUGAUAGGGAGGUGUUGUUAGGGUGGGCUAGGGGGGAAGUAGACUUGACAAUUCAACUUACAAACACGCAUACUGAAAUGUGCAUACGUUUCAGAAUCAUCAAUGUGGGAUGCAGUAUUUGGAAGGUCUGAGGGCAAGAAAGAGACUCUUUAAAAAUAAAAAUAAAUGUUUUACUGUUCUCUAUGGCAAGAGGAGGAUAAUGCAUGAUGCCUGUAACAUGACCCUUGUCUGCUUUGAAGGCUUAUGUGAACUGGAUUGCAAAGAAUGGAGAGGAGGCCACACUGCCCGCCCUGGGGAUGACUAAUCUUCAGUUAUUUUUUGUUGGAUUCGCCCAGGUUUGUGCCACUUACAGUACCUCCAUGUCUGUGGCAAAUUUAGUAAUGCAUUCUCUAGCAUGCCUGCCUUCAACAUUGUUAUGUAUUAAUUUGAAUGACCUAUUACAUUGAUCAUGUAAAUAAAGGACUAUUCACUCUAAAAUCCUUAAUAAUAUGUGUCUGUGCUUCCUGCUAUGUGUAGGUAUGGUGCUCAGUUCGAACUCCGGAAAGCUCGCAUGAGGGCAUCAUCACAGAUCCACACAGUCCGUCAAGAUUUCGAGUUAUUGGCACCAUCUCCAAUUCCCAUGAGUUCUCCGAGCACUUUGGCUGCAAGGCAGAUGCCCCAAUGAACCCUAAACACAAGUGUGAGCUU